This is a messenger RNA of Schizophyllum commune H4-8, 1256 nucleotides long. RefSeq lists its product as uncharacterized. Gene Ontology annotation, molecular function: single-stranded DNA endonuclease activity; nucleic acid binding; RNA endonuclease activity. The record is from RefSeq and is a predicted model, not a curated record. The transcript has 7 exons. NCBI's taxonomy places the organism in Eukaryota, Fungi, Basidiomycota, Agaricomycetes, Agaricales, Schizophyllaceae. Gene Ontology annotation, cellular component: mitochondrial inner membrane; nucleus. Bases 54 to 1118 code for a protein of 354 amino acids. Gene Ontology annotation, biological process: apoptotic DNA fragmentation.
GCGGACCGUCGCGUCGCGUUCCUCCGCGCCUGCACCCCGUUCCGCUCGCACUCAUGGCCCCCUCCGUCCUCAUUCACGCCGCCGUCUUCGCUGCCGGCGCUGUCGUCGGCGGUGUCGGCGCCGCUGUCGCGUCGAAGCGCACCGCACCUGCACCUUCAGCAAGCACAACCGCCGCAGUCCCCGGGGGACCCGUUACCCCGCCUUCCGUGCCCCCGAAGCCGGUGGUGCAGAUGAACGACAAAGGCGGGGCGAGGAUCACAGAUAUUGAGCCUGUGGGCUCAUUGGUGUCACCAGUGCUGAAGUACGGGAACCCAGGCCCGAUCGCGGACGCGCUUGUACGGAAGGCAUAUGUUGCGGCGUACGACCGGCGGCUGAGGCACCCAGCAUGGACCGCAGAACACCUUACCCUCGCCUCCCUUGGCAAGUCUGCCCUCGUCGCCGGCCCUGAAGCAUCCGAAGCAGGCGACCGCGGCAAGUCCACCUUCGUUGAGGACCCCAGUAUUCCGGUCAUGUUCCGCGCGAAGCUGAGCGACUACUUCCGAAGUGGCUAUGACAGAGGGCAUAUGGUGCCCGCCGCAGACGCGAAGAUCUCGCAAGCAGCGAUGGAUGAAACCUUCCUCCUCUCCAACAUCGCCCCUCAAGUAGGCGAUGGAUUCAACAGGCAUUAUUGGGCCUAUCUCGAAGACUGGUGUCGCAAAUUGACAGGCGCCUUCGCCGACGUCUACGUCUUCACUGUACCCUUGUACCUCCCAAAGCAGGACCCCGAUGGCAAGUGGCGUGUGCACUACGAAGUCAUCGGCAACCCGCCCAACGUCGGCGUCCCCACGCACUUCGCCAAGGUCGUCCUCGCCUCGCGCCCCACGUCGCCGGCCACGCCGGACGUGCACGAGCUCUCGAUCGGCGCGUUCGCGCUCCCGAACGCGGUGAUCCCGGACGAGGCGCCAUUGGAAGGGUUCGUAGUGCCAGUCGACGCCGUCGAGCGCGCCGCGGGGCUCACCUUAUUCUCCGACGAGGUCAAGAACGCGGCGAAGCAUAUCUGCAAGACGACGAAGUGCCAGGUUACCGUGCGCAGGUUCGACGAUGCGCGGAAGAAGGCGAUUGGGGCGCCGAGGAAGUAGGGCAUCGUAGACUAUGGUGCACGUCGCUUAGUCACCGCCACUUUUGUACAGCCGCCUGCCACGUCACGCCACGAGGUCGGAUUUUCUAUCCCUCUUGCCAAAUGAUAGGAAAUAGCAAGGGGAGCAUUCCUCCAAGAC